Messenger RNA from Manis javanica (Malayan pangolin), 2709 nucleotides. The record is from RefSeq and is a predicted model, not a curated record. Lineage: Eukaryota; Metazoa; Chordata; Mammalia; Pholidota; Manidae.
GGGGCGUGGCCGGGGGAGGGGCGCGGGCGGUAGUUCCGGCGCUCGGGUCCGGCGGCAACCAGGCCGGGCUCGGCCCCGUAGGCUACUCUCCGACGGGCGGCAUGGCUGCAACCUCGGCGCCGGGCAGCCGGGGACGGAGCGGGGCCCCGCCGCCCAGCGCCGGGCACCCUCCCAGCAAGCGGGCCCGGGGCUUUCCCGCGGCCGCCGCCCCGGCCCCCGAGGACCCGUUCGGCGCUCACGAGGACUUCACCGCCGACGACCUGGAGGAGCUGGACACCCUCGCGUCACAGGCCCUGAGCCAGUGCCCGGCCGCCGCCCGGGACGCGUUCAAUAUUCAUAAGGUCCCCAGAUUAGAUGGGAUGUCAAAAACUCCUGCAGCGGGAAACAGAGAAAAUGUUCCAGUUAAAGAUAAUUUUGAACUAGAGGUACUUCGGGCACAAUACAAAGAACUUAAAGAAAAGAUGAAGACAAUGGAAGAAGACAUCCUCAUUAAAAAUGGAGAAAUUAAAAUUUUGCGAGACUCACUGCAUCAAACAGAAUUCAUCCUGGAGGAGCAGAGAAGGUCACAUUUCCUUCUUGAGCAGGAGAAAACUCAAGCACUCAGUGAUAAAGAAAAGGAAUUCUCCAAAAAGCUUGAGAUUCCGAAGCCCAGAGAUGUUUCUGUGUCUGUGGCAGGCACACUACAGGUGUGUUGUUUCUGCUUCCAGCUCCAGUCACUGCAGUCUGAACUUCACUUUAAAGAUGCAGAAAUGAAUGAGUUGAGGACAAAGCUUCAAAGCAGUGAGCGAGCAAAUAAGCCGGCUGCCCCCUCCAUUUCCCGUGCCAGUCCUAGGAAAAGCCCUUCUGUGAUCAUGAAGCCAGAAGCAUGUUCUCCACAGUUUGAAAAGCCAUCUUUUCCUACAAAGGAGUCCUUCAGUGCUAACAUGCCCCUAGCCCACCCCUGCCAGACAGAGCCAGGAUACAAGGCCCUGGUGGGCAGGGAGGAGACUAAGAUCCCCAGUCUGGGGGGUGACCCCAUAAAGCAAGAAGAGCCCCAGAAAAGUCUUGUGGACACAUGGACGCAGAGCUCAGAUGCUGCAGGUUCCACUCUGAUAAGCCUUCUCCUGAAGCAGCCUCUGACCCCAGGGUCACCCCUUGGGCUGUGCCACCUUCUGAGCAGUUGUCCUGAGGCGCCAACUGGCACUCUGUUACAGCCCCUAGGGUUUGGCAGUUCCUUGACUGGAAUUUCAAGCCUGCGGGCCACGGGUUCCCGCGAUGUGCUGUUUCCCCCCUUGGCCCUGAAGGAAGCACGGAGCCUGGCACUUACUGGACUCAAUCUGGUUGCCAGGGAUGAAGGCUCAUGUGACAGGGACGCAGGCGAGGAAGGCAGAAGGCCCUUCCCACUUUUCCGGCUUCCUGGCGCUGUGCAUCUCCUUCCCCUGCUGGAGCUCUUCAUCGGCUCACUCUGCCAGGCUCUGCAGGACUGGGCGGCAGCCAAGAGAAGCGGGGCUCCCGGGGACCCCCCGGCAAACUCCCCCUGCAUGAGCACCAGGGCAGAGGCCAGCCCCGAGGACGCCCUCCGCACGCUGGAGGGCUUCUCUGCGGCUUCACUCGGCGUGCUCCAGCACCUGGUGUGCCACAGUGGGGCAGUCGUCCAGCUGCUGCUGUCAGGGGCGGGGCCUGAGUCCGCGGCCAGGGAAGGAAGCCGGAGCCUGGGUCGCAGCCGGGAUCGUGGGCAGGAGCCCUCAGCCCCAUGGGCGCUUGGUGACCAAGGCCAGCAUCCACUACUGAAGAUGCUGCUUCGCCUGGUGGCUUUUUCUUCUACAGCAACAGGUCACCUUCAAGCCAGUGUCCUCAGCCAGUGCCUUGAGGUUUUGGUGAAAUUAGCUGAAAAUGCUCCCUUUGAUUUCUUGCCCAGAGGGCACGCCAAAGCCACACCUGCUGGAAGGCGGUCAGCGCCACAGAAGAGCUCCCUGCCCCUCGUCAGACAAAGGCUGGACCCAGAGGCCUUUGGACCUGGGACGUGCAUCAGGUUGCAGGGCUUGUUCCGCAUACUGCCGCAGUGCCUCCGCCCAGAGACAGCCCUGCCCAGCGUGCUGGGUGCCGUCCAGCUCCUCUCCCUCCUGGGGGACCACCAGGGGCUCGCGCCGCAGCUCUGCUCCCACUCAGGGGGCUGCCCCCUCCUGCUGCUUUACACGUACAUCACCUCAAGGCCCAGCAGAGCAGCCUCAGAGAUGCAGUGGCUCCAACUGGAACAAGAGGUCGUGUGGCUCUUGGCCAAGCUGGGUGUGCAGAGCCCCUCCUUCGUCACUGGCUCCGGCUGCCAGUGCAACGUGGAGGUGGUCAGAGCGCUCACGGUGAUGCUGCACAGACAGUGGCUGAUGGUACGGAGGGCAGGCAGGCCGAGGACGGGCCUGCAGAGGCGGGUGGUGCGGUGUCUGCGGGACACGGCCCUGCUUCUGCACAGCCUGUCUCGGGACAAGCUCUUCACCGUGCACGGCGUGGAGGUCCUGCACCAGUAUGACCAGGUGAUGCCGGGGGUCAGCAUGCUGAUUCGAGGGCUCCCUGACGUGACGGACUGUGAAGAGGCAGCCCUGGAUGACCUCUGUGCUGCUGAGGCCGAUGUGGACGACCCCGAGAUGGACUGUGGCUGAGGCCAGGACUGGCCCGCGCGGCACCAGCUCCAGGACUCUCCUCACCCCAUCAGCUGAUUAAAAGCAGCCAGCAGUG